CAUCAUCUACAUCGCCAUCACUCUUCAUCAUCACUCAUUUAUUCAUCCUCUUCAUCGUUGUCAUGUCUCGUCGAAAGCAGUCCAACCCGAACAAAGUGAAGCUAAUGGAUAGUUUAAUGGAGGACAAAAAGACAAAAGAAGAGGUCAGCAUCACUAAGGGGGCUCAGAAAUCAGAGGAGAUGGAGAAACACAAAGAGAGUCAGAGAGAGUCGGAAGACAGACUACAGGACGGUCAGAUCCGAGAAGACGACGAGAUGGAGGGAUCAGACGGAGCUGAUCUGUCAUCUAUUAACUCAAUGAUGAGCAAUGUGAUGAAAGCAGCUCAGCUAAAUGGAGAAGUGGAGGUUCCUAUCAAAACUCCCAACAAGACUUCCAGUAAGAGUCCCAGCGCCACCCGCUAUGCCAGAAAGAGCCAGGAAGCUAAUGACGAUGCAUCACCUCUUGUCUGCCCACUGUGUGAAAAGAUCUGUCAGAACCAGCACCAGCUUACCAUGCAUAUUCGCCAGCAUAACACAGAUACAGGAGGUACAGAUCACUCCUGCAGUAUUUGUGGAAAGUCCCUGAGCUCUGCCAGCUCUCUGGACCGACACAUGUUGGUACACAGCGGUGAAAGACCCUACAAAUGCAGGGUGUGCGGCCAGACCUUCACCACCAAUGGCAACAUGCACAGACACAUGAAGAUCCACAAUAAAGAUCCCGCCAUGUCCGUCCCAACCAGCCCUCCAUCACCCAUUAAACGGAGACGCUCAUCUACUGCUAUUUCCAAAAGGAAACCCAGUCAAAAUGAUGACGGAGAGCGAACUGAUGAGCCUGCCAGCAAAAAGGUUGCUGAGGAUACUGGAGGGGAUGAGCCAAUCCAGAGCAAGGGGCAGGAGGAGACGCUGCCAUGCCCCAUCUGCUUCAAGAAUCUCAGCUGUAAAUAUGAACUGGAAACUCAUAUGGAAACCCACCCUGAGUCUGCACUAAGGUGUGAGCUCUGCUGUAUCUCAUUUCGGACUCACAGAGGAUUGGUCCGUCACAAUGUGGCUAUCCAUAAGCAGCUGCCCACUGACCCUAACGGACGACCAUUCAUUCAGAACAACCCCUCUAUAGCUCUGGGAUUUGAUGAUCUGGCCUUCAUUGACUUCUCCUGCCACAAAUUCCCACACAUUGCCCAGCUUUGGUGUGAAACCAAUCUACGACGCUGCACCAGCAACCUUCAUCGAUUUGUGUGUGAGACCUGUGACAAAGCAUUCCCUUUGCGUUUGGCUUUAGACCUGCACAAGUCCACACAUGAAACUUCCAAAGCCGCUCAGGAGUCUGUUUCUUCCAAGUCAUCUACUGUAGACUCUGCAGUCUCUCACAAAAGUAGCUUUAUGGAUUCUCUGGGUUUGCAGCAUAUCUCUAAGAUCAAACCCGUGCCCUCUGAGAGCGAAGCCUUGCAGGCAGAGCUUGAUAGUAUUCGAACCAUCCACGUGGAUCCUUCAUCAGUCCCCAAGGAGACUGGCAUCAUUGGCGGGUUUGGUUUGUCUUUGGUGGAUCCAUCUUCUCUCCGGGGUCUCCCCCAGCACGAGGCCCUUAAACUUCUGUCUUUACAGCCCUUUCAGACUGGUUUUCUUGUCCAGCCUGAUGGUGGCAUGGUAGUAAAGCCAGUCAGUGGUGAGACGGGAAUGGAACUGGCUGACAUAAAGCAGAUCCUCAAAGUGGCUUCUGCCGCGCCGAAUCAGAUCAGCCUUCCACCCUUGUCCAAGGCGCCGUGCAGUGCAAUGCAGACAGGCUUCAAGCAGAUGCCCCCACUCAAACAAAAACCCCUGGUGGCUCCCAGGACCAACAUGACAACUUCAACCCUUCCUCCUCUUCUAAGCACCCAGCAGGCAUCACUAGGUUGCAUAAGCCCCAGCCUACCACCUCCUGCUGGUCAUUCCCUAAACGCUGCCAAGAAACUGUCUCCAUCCUCAUCUUCAUCAUCAUCUUCAUGCAACCAGGCAUCUAUUGAAAAAAUGCAAAUGGAAGCAGAGUGCAUGGGUGAUGCCCACACACCUAUGGAGACAGACGAGCAACAAACCAAGCAGGCCGAAGACAACACAAAUGAGUCACCUACAAAAAAGGGAGUAGGUCGCAAAGGUUCUUACUCCUGUCGUUUUUGUGACCAAGUCUUCGCAUAUUCUGGGGUACUUCAGGCACACGUGCGUUAUCAUCUCGGCAUCUUGCCCCAUCAGUGCAAUAUCUGUGACUAUGUUGCCCCAGACAAAGCCACGCUGAUCCGUCAUCUACGCACCCACAGUGGGGAGCGGCCUUACGUCUGCAGAGUCUGUCAUUAUCCCUUCACCGUUAAAGCCAACUGUGAGCGCCACCUUCGCAAGAAGCACAUGAAGAACAAUCGUAAGGACAUUGAGAAAAAUAUAAAGUAUGUUACCUCAUCCACUUCCACACCCGACGCUUUAGAACAGGUCGGCUCAGGUGAGACUACCUGCCGUUUAUGCAAUGAAGACCUGAAGACCUCACGAGCCCUACAGAACCACAUGCAUAACCAUAAUGGCUACCAGCAAAAGCCAUUUGAGUGCAAACGCUGUGGAGCAGCCUUCCUGGCUAAACGAAAUUGUAUCCACCACCUACUGAAACAGCACCCUGAGGUUAAAGAGCAGGAAAUCGAAGAGCAAAUAGCCACCCUCCUUUCUGCUCCUUCUCAGACUAGUCCUAACCACUCUCCACUCAGUGGCAUUUCACCAAGUGCUUUGAUUCAUCCAAUUAAAGUGGAGGACCUGAGCUUUUAUGGUGUAGAUCAGGACCAACCAUUAGACUUUUCAAACAAAAAACGAGGAAGUACUAAUUCUGGAAGCAUCGCUGUUUCUCCUGGGAUCAAGGUGGAACAUGUCACUUAUGGAGACUCUAUGGAGCCUAUUGAUCUUUCUAUUCCCAAGAAUCCAGAAAAGAAGAUUAAGUCCGAUAUGCAAGCAGUGUUGCCUCAAGAAGUGAAGAAGGAGCAACCAUCCUUUAAAAUAAUGGAUCACCAACUUUCCCAGGGCAUGUUCAAUGACAGACCUAUUGAUGAGAAGUCCCAACAGUUAGGGUGCUACCAGCUCCCCAUAGCCUUAACCACUCUUAAAGCUGCCAAUGCAACAAGUCGGGUCUUGCGUCUAAAGCCCCUGCUACCCAAACCUACUUCUGCUGGUGUGAAGGAGCUGCCACCAUUGGCCUCUAUCGCCCAGAUUAUCUCCUCUGUCGUCGGUGCCCCUGACCUCCUGAAACGAGAGAACUCCAACAGCUGUCCGUCUGAUUCUGAUGCAGCAUCUAAGCCAGAGGUCCUAGACCUCCCAACCAAGGACUUUCCCAAAGAGGGAUCCAAAAGGAAAAGCAAUAAACAGUCACCUGCGAAGACAGCUAAGGUAAAGCUUGCACUGAAUACAACAGACACCAGUAUUGAUCUCGAGUCCAGUGGGGAAUUUGCCAGUGUAGAAAAGAUGCUUGCCACCAUCGGUGCCAACAAGUUUAGCACCUACUUGCAAACCAACACAAUCGAGCAAGCGAGAAAAGAAGGUGAACAAUCAUGCCAGAGCGACAAGAAAGAGGCUAAAGAUGAAAAACCAGCCAAACAGAACUCACAGCCCCAGCAGUCCAAAGGGAAAAAAAAUGCAUACUCAAACUCAGUGCAAAAGAUGAUCUGCCCAUUCUGUCCCCGAGUCUUUCCAUGGGCCAGCUCACUCCAGCGCCAUAUGCUGACGCACACAGGUCAGAAGCCGUAUCCCUGUCCCAAAUGUGAAGCCCUGUUCUCAACCAAGUCUAACUGUGAGCGACAUCUUUUGCGUAAGCAUGGCGUAACCAGUAGAAUCCUUCGUCACAAUGGUGGCUUACCCAAAACCAAGGACUCAGAGGACGGCUCACCAGAUAGUGCAGAGAGCAUGUCUGAGACCGAGUUUCCUAACUACGAGGCAAUGGAACUAAUUAAUUAUGAGUCCGACAAGCAGCCCGUCUCCGAUGCUGAGAAACCCUCCCCUGCCAAGCCAACAGAGGCAGCUGCAGUGAAGCUUGUUCUCCACCAGGAGGUGCACGAGGACCAUGACAUUAAUGAGUACCUGGACACGAGAAGCUCAGACUAUGAAGACGAUAGCAACAGCAAUAAAAGCUUGGAUCUGAACUUUGCCACCAAACUGACUGACUUCAAGUUCUCUGAGAAUGACCAGCCAAAAGCACUCAAGUUCUCUGAUGAUGAACCUCCGAAAUCCUUGUUAUCCGGGGAUAGCAGCUCACACGAAAGAACCACUCAACAGGAAGAUUCCAAGCUGACCUGCAAGAGCUGCAACAAGAGCUUUCGCUAUGCUGCAACCCUGGCACGACACGAGAAAGUUCACCAGCAGGAAAGUGCAGCGGAUACACCUGUUGCAGACUCCAGUGUAGAAGACUGUGAGGCAAGAACCGAGGAAAUAGAUGAGGAAGUUGAGAAAUUUGAACAAAAGGGGGCGGCAGAAAGUGAAGGAGCCGGCAGCGUAGCGGACAGCGGCUCUGAGGAGGAGAAGGAGGAGAAGGACGAGAGGAGUGAUGAAGAGGAAGGCGCAGUUGAACCAAAGAGUGGUGAGGGGGAGCCUGAAAUAUCCAGAGGCAAAAGUGACAGGAGGAAGAAGCUCUGUGAUGUGUGUAACAAACGCUUCUGGAGUUUACAGGAUCUCACCAGACAUAUGCGCUCUCACACUGGUGAACGACCAUACAAAUGUCAGACCUGCGAGCGCACGUUCACCCUGAAGCACAGCCUGGUCCGACACCAGCGCAUACACCAGAAACCUCGCGGUGCAGACGGAUAUUUGGGUAGAGCUGGAGAGGAGGAGGGAUUCAGCGGCCGCUCGGCCAGCGAGGAGGAAUCCGCCGCCACCAGCACCAACCCUCCAUCCGAGAACGAGAGCGAAGUCGUAAAGAAGGAGAACAAGUCUACGUCAAAAGUAUGCAAAAAGAGACUUGAUAAGGAUGCACGUGUGACCGAGAAGCCAGAAACGGCACCGGCUACAGCGACACCCAAAGAGCCUCCAGCGGAACAGCAUGACGAGCAACCGGAGGGCUAUCUCCACGGCCUGCUGGAGAUCCACACCAAGCCUAACAACGAGCUCGGUCUUCCCAAAGGCGAGCCCCCUCUGCUGGGCGUCGAGUGAAAAGCAGCUCCAGUACUCAUCCGGAGUAGUGCCAUACAAUAUUUUUUUAUGGAAAACUGAACUUUUUCUUAAGAAACAGAAAAUAACAUUUUCAAGUGCCUUGCUACUUUUUGGCGAAAUCUUUAUCUACUACCAUAUGAUCUAGUUCAUUUUUUAUAGAAUUUUUAUAAAGAUCUUUUUUUUGAAAGCCUUAAGCAAUAAAUGGAUGAUUGACUGUGAUUGAAUGAGUGAAUGAGUGGACAUAUAAGGCUGAGAAGAAGCUGGUAUAUGGCUACUGAGACUACUACUGUGUGGCUUGCGAGCAUGACUGGAAAAUGUAAAUCUUUGCUUACUCUUCAUAGCACUGUUCAAGGAUUCAAUGGCUUUAGUUUUCUUCAGUCAUAGAAACUCUAUAGAGUAUCUGAAACGAUGAACUGUUUCAGUUGUGCCGUGUGUAUUAGGUAUCAGAGGGCAUGACGAGUUGCAAAGGCAUUAGUGUGGAAUACAAAGCUGCAACCAGUCUUAUGGGUGACCCUUAGAGUGGCGUGCAACUCUUUCAUCCUGUAAUGUAUGGGCAAUAUUUGCCUACGAUAGCAUCUUCCAGCUACGCUGACCAUGUCAGACAUCCUGUUUUACCCUUCAGUUUUUGGAAGAAAGUGAAGGACAGGUUUUUUUACUGAGGGAAGUGCAGUGUUUUAUAUAAAGGGCUCUUUAAAAGGGUUCUAGUAUCACCUACAGGAAACACAAAAAGUACCCACACUAAUAGAUCUGACAUAUCUACAAAAUAAUUGGGUCCAGUGUUCAAGUCUUCCAACAGCCCUCUACUCCAGGCCUUACUAGUGUUGUUCAGAGGUUACUGACAGACCUCCUGUACUGAAUGAUUAUCAGACACUAAUGAGCUUUUUUUUUUACCAGUCUUAUUUACUUGAAAGCUGUCACCCUGCUGCCCUGUGUCUGGAUAUGACACCAGUUUCAGGUCCUUCCUAACCCUGAGGUUAAUUAUCAUUAUUUGUGUUGGGUAUGUCUUUUUACUUCAUCUCGAUCUACUGGAACUGAAGCGUAUGUGUGAUUAUUACAGACCACAAGAAAUGAAUAAUAACCUGUUCAGUGGAAACACAAUCAUAAUGGAAGUCCAUGGGCACUUGUGAGGUGAUUUUAAAAAGGUUUUAACUGGCUCUAAAUAAUUUGGAGCUGAAUGGCUAAAGCCUAGUCCACUCUAACACAGAUUUUUAAGGGGCGACAGUGGCGCAGUGGGUAGCGCCUCACAGCAAGAAGAGUCGAUUGUAGCUACUGAAAAUUGCCCCAAGUGUGAAUGUGUGUGAGUGAAUGUGUGUGUCCGCGCUGUGAUUGACUGGUGACCUGUCCGUUGUGUUUCCUGCCUCUCAUCCAGUGAAUCAGUCCCACCAUGACCCUGACCAGGAUAAAACGGUGGUAAAACAGACAAUAAAUUAAUGAAUGAAUGCAGUUUACAGUGGCACCAUCAGACACAUGACUAUAUUGAUAAUCAAGUUAUUUUGCUUCAUAAACUAUAAGGAUUUAAAGCUUUAUUUACAAAUAGCCUUAAGACAAUUACCUUGAGAACUGCCCAUGAACUUUCAUUCUAACCGGGUUUCCAUUAGAUAACCGCUACAGGACAACAUUUUAAAAUCACUGUUUGUGCCCAUCACAUCAGAAAAGCAGUAAAUAGAGAUUCGUUUCCAAUUAUUUUGCUUUCAGCUGUGAACAUUUGAACAUCAGAUUCAAAGUGAACCUCAAAAACAUUACAACUGCACGUCCAUUGCCAGUGGUCGUGUAGAGUAAAUGAUGGCAACAUUGCCUGUUUUGUUUUUAUACUUCACACUUAGUCGAUGAUUUCACUUUUUUUUUUAUUUCAGCUUGGUGUCAUUUCUGGUGUCAGAGCAUUUAAACAGAGUAUUAAAAGUGAGGUUUAUAGAGUAGCUAAUGAGCAAUCCUGUGUAUGAGGGCGUAUUUCCUCACCACAGUGGCCACUAAUACAAGGCUAGUGUCGAAUGAACUUGAAUGAAUAAUACAAUCUCUUUUCUCAGUCUAUCAUAUGGGGGCUCGGUUGCACCUUUUGCCUUGUCCUGCAUUGCUCAGUGUGUUUGCUCAGUGUGUUUGUGUGUAUACUUGUGCUGUGUGUGUGUGUGUGUAUAAGGAUUCCUGCACACAGGCUGUUUUAAAUGUAUUUAUUGUAUAGCCCAGUGUGGGUAAAGAAGUAAAUCUGGAGAAGCCAUGUAUUAAUUAUGCUGCAAAGAGAAAUUAUUCAAUACUUUAGUAACCCAGAUUUGAACUGGGACUUUCUAGCAAUAAUCACUAUUGAUCCAAAGCUUUAACUAGACGUUUUUAUGUUUUAUAGACUGUGUGGUCUGAUGUUUUCUUUCGUCUUUUGUUUGCUAUAAUUAUCAUUAUAUUAGUUUGGAGAUUAAAUUAGUUGUUUUAUAUAUAUAUAUAUAUAAUGCAUAUAAAACUGUGAAAUGAUCAUUAU
This is a messenger RNA of Trichomycterus rosablanca, 7581 nucleotides long. RefSeq names its product ras responsive element binding protein 1a (gene rreb1a). Gene Ontology annotation, cellular component: nucleus. The transcript is spliced from 12 exons. Gene Ontology annotation, molecular function: DNA-binding transcription activator activity, RNA polymerase II-specific; RNA polymerase II cis-regulatory region sequence-specific DNA binding. Lineage: Eukaryota; Metazoa; Chordata; Actinopteri; Siluriformes; Trichomycteridae. Gene Ontology annotation, biological process: regulation of transcription by RNA polymerase II. Bases 63 to 5117 code for a protein of 1684 amino acids. The record is from RefSeq and is a predicted model, not a curated record.